Erinaceus europaeus (western European hedgehog) is the source of this 966-nucleotide messenger RNA. RefSeq names its product olfactory receptor 7A5-like. The transcript has a single exon. The record is from RefSeq and is a predicted model, not a curated record. Lineage: Eukaryota; Metazoa; Chordata; Mammalia; Eulipotyphla; Erinaceidae. Gene Ontology annotation, cellular component: membrane. Gene Ontology annotation, biological process: G protein-coupled receptor signaling pathway. Gene Ontology annotation, molecular function: G protein-coupled receptor activity; olfactory receptor activity. The coding region runs from base 31 to 966 and encodes 311 amino acids.
UUCCUCUUUCCUGCUAGUCCCUUCUGCCACAUGGACCCAGAGAAUAAAACACAAAUUUCAGAAUUUCUCCUCCUGGGCUUGUCAGAGGACCCUGAGUUGCAGCCCCUCCUUUUUGGGCUCUUUCUCGCCAUGUACCUGCUCACUGUGUGGGGAAAUUUGCUCCUCAUCCUGGCUGUCAGCUCAGACUCUCACCUCCACACCCCCAUGUACUUCUUCCUCUCCAACCUGUCCUUGGUGGACAUCUGUUUCACCUCCACCACCGUCCCCAAGAUGCUGCACGACAUCUGGACCCAGAACAAAGCCAUCACCUAUGCGGGCUGCAUCACACAGGUGUACUUUCUUAUCCUCUUUGCGGUAGCAGACAACUUCCUUUUGACCGUGAUGGCGUAUGACCGUUAUGUGGCCAUCUGUCACCCCCUGCACUACACAGUCAUCAUGAAUCCCCGGCUCUGUGGACUGCUGGUUCUGGGGUGCUGGGUUGUAAAUGCCCUGUAUUCUUUGCUACAGACUUUAAUGGUGUUGCGAUUAUCUUUCUGUGCCAAUGUACAAAUCCCCCAAUUUUUCUGUGAACUCAACCAGUUGUUCCAACUGGCCUGUUCUGACAUCUUUUUCAAUGACCUGGUGUUAUACUCUGGAAUUGUGCUGUUAGCUGGAGGUCCCUUCACUGGAAUCCUCUACUCUUACUCUAAGAUUGUCUCGUCCAUAUUGAGAAUCUCCUCAGCUCAAGGGAAGUCUAAAGCCUUUUCCACCUGUGCCUCUCACCUCUCUGUGGUCUCCUUAUUUUACUGCACAGUCCUAGGAGUUUACCUGAGCUCUGCUGCUCCCCACAGCUCACACUCAAGUGCUGUAGCCUCAGUGUUGUACACCGUGGUCACCCCCAUGCUGAACCCCUUCAUCUACAGCCUCAGGAACAAGGACAUCAAGGGAGCUCUGAGAAGAGUCUUGGGAAAGGAAACUAUCAGGUGA